GUGAAGUGGAAAGUGUGUGUACCCAUGGCCCAAAUUCACACCCUACCUGCUUUUCUUCCCCAUAUUGGCCUUCCAUUUGGUAGACUCGCCUCAUUACCAGAGUCGAGCGUCUUCGCGCAGCGAGUGAGAGCUUGUGGGUGUGAGAUGGAGGCCGGCGGGUCUGACACACAAGGCCGGGAAUUCAAGAACGCCGAGGAGAUGUGGAGAGAAGAGCUUGGAGAUCACCAGAAGAAGUCUGAAUGGUAUCGCGAAGGCGUUGGGUAUUGGGAAGGUGUGGAGGCAUCAGUUGAUGGAGUAUUGGGUGGAUUUGGGCAUGUUAAUGAGCCUGAUAUUAAGGGCAGUGAGGUAUUUCUCAAUACCCUUUUCGCCGAACGUUUCGACGGGGGAAGAAACCGGCAUCUUGUAGCUCUCGAUUGUGGUUCUGGCAUUGGGAGGGUCAGCAAGAAUCUUCUCAUAAGAUACUUCAAUGAGGUUGAUGUUCUUGAACCUGUAUCACAUUUCUUGGAAGCUGCACGAGAAAAUUUGGCUCCUGAAAACCUAAUGGUCUCAGACAUGCACAAGGCUGCCAACUUUUAUUGUGUCCCACUUCAGGAAUUCACUCCAAAUGCAGGACGAUAUGAUGUCAUAUGGGUCCAGUGGUGUAUUGGGCAUCUCGCAGAUGAUGACUUUGUCUCAUUCUUUAAUAGAGCGAAGGGUGGCCUCAAACCUGGUGGAUUUUUCAUCCUGAAGGAGAACAUUGCAAGAAGUGGAUUUAUCUUGGACAAAGAAGAUCGAAGCAUUACCAGGUCAGAUUUAUACUUCAAGGAGCUCUUCAAUCGAUGUGGAUUGCAUGUCUACAAGUCAAAGUACAUAGUAGAAGUAAAGAGACACGAGGAUGAGUAAAGCUGCUUCUGGAGAUUAUUCCCAGGAAAAAUGACUUCCAGUGGUCACAUUACUUUUGGGAGCACCCAUUUUCCAACAAGCUGUACCAAAUGUUGCCAAGUGUCCUUACUUUUAACCCAACUUGAUUCAACUCAGUAAAUUAUCAUCCUUUAGCCAUAUAAAUCAUGUGUUUGUCACUCUGUUCUGUCAAGAGUUAUUACUCGAGUACUAGAUUACAUGCUAUCACGACUCUCUUUACUAUCUUAAUUCACAUUAAUUUGGUUUGCUUCUCCCCUAACAUUAUACUCGAUGUGGGUUAUGUGUCUCUUCUCACUGAUGCAAUUAAUGGCCUUUUUGACACACACUAAACAAUCUUAGUAAUUUUUCUUUCAUUGCAUCUCUAAUUGGUGCUAUUUUCACUCUCUAAUGAAGUGUGUCAAUUUCCUUCUUCUUCUUCUUCAUUUUUUUUUUU
Molecule: messenger RNA, 1333 nt
Organism: Cornus florida
Lineage: Eukaryota; Viridiplantae; Streptophyta; Magnoliopsida; Cornales; Cornaceae
Product: alpha N-terminal protein methyltransferase 1
Exons: 8
Coding region: 25-882 (285 amino acids)
Biological process (GO): N-terminal protein amino acid methylation
Cellular component (GO): cytoplasm
Molecular function (GO): methyltransferase activity
Source: RefSeq, a predicted model, not a curated record